This is a messenger RNA of Toxoplasma gondii ME49, 7599 nucleotides long. Its product is annotated as myosin J. Bases 1 to 7599 code for a protein of 2532 amino acids. Gene Ontology annotation, cellular component: myosin complex; cytoplasm; actin cytoskeleton. The record is from RefSeq and is a predicted model, not a curated record. Gene Ontology annotation, molecular function: ATP binding; microfilament motor activity; actin filament binding. Lineage: Eukaryota; Apicomplexa; Conoidasida; Eucoccidiorida; Sarcocystidae. The transcript is spliced from 9 exons. Gene Ontology annotation, biological process: actin filament organization; vesicle transport along actin filament.
AUGUUUUCUCCCGGCGAUAUCAUAUGGGUUCCUUCGGCUUCUGAGGGGUAUUCAACAGCGGUCUGCACUUCCCUCAACGUCGCCCAAGACACACUGACGGCAAACUUGCAUCCGGCGGCGGCCCAGCACUCUGCUUUGGCUCGCGAAACUCUUUUGCGUCUGUCCCCUGGUUUCUACAACUCCUCGUGCACCACGGCUUCUCCGGAGGUUAGGAGUGCGCAUGCGCCGCCGGAAGCCAGACUUUCCACGUCAGACGGUCCUGCGAGUCCAUCCGUCUCCGACUCUCCACGCAACGCAGACGCAGAGGACAAUCCCUACACUUUGGAAGUAUCUGCUGAGGGGUUUGCGCCGCCUUCUGUUGGACACGCACUAACAAAGACUGAAGACAGCGAGUCGACGGUCUCCGGUCCUUCUCCCGCGCGACUGGGACCAACGGUCACCGUACCCCUGUCUGACUGUUGGCCGUACCAACCUUCACCGUUGCCUCCGGCUCAGGCGCCUGAGGAUGCAUCUGCGCUGGACAAUCUGUCUUCACCGUCGAUUCUCGAACUCCUCGAGCACCGCUUUCUGCGGAAGCAAAUUUACACGAAUGCCGCUCACGUGCUGCUCGCGCUGAACCCGUACACUCCGCUCCCGGAGCUUUACAACCAAGACGUGAUUGAGGUGUACAGCCACUGGAAGAGCAACAGCGCGGCAACUGCGGCAGCUUCUCUCCAGCCGUCCACAGCUGCUCUCUUGGGUUUGGUGGACGGCAAGAAGGGACAGACGAACGCUGUAUCUUCCUUCCACGGGUCUCCCUUUCCUCCGCCUCACCCGUUUGCGGUGGCGGAAGAUGCGCACCGGCGGCUGCGGGGCGAGCUGCGGAAUCAAACGAUCAUUGUGAGUGGCGAGAGUGGCGCCGGGAAGACCGAGACAAGUAAAAUCAUCAUGCUCUACUUGACACAAGUCGGCAUUUUGCCGCAGUCGAACUCGGGAAGCGGCGCAGCUGGAACCCCGUCGGCUUUUGCGUUGCCGGCGCUACCCCAGUCUCGACAGCAGAGAGAGCGGGCAGUGGCUGCCCUCCUGGGGGAAGGUGGGAAGAGCCAGACGCAGAGUCAAAUGACCAAUUUGCAGCAGAAAAUCUUGAGCUGCAACCCGGUUCUCGAGGCCUUCUGCAACGCCACCACAAGAAGAAACGUCAACAGCAGUCGCGUCGGCAGACUCACGCUCCUUCACUUCGACACCGUCGGCCUCCUCAGAGGGGCCAGCAUCAAGUCCUACCUCCUUGAAAGCGCACGCGUCUCCGCGCAUGCUUUCGGGGAAAGAAACUACCACGUCUUUUACCAGGUUUUGAGAGGUUGCAGUCCAGAGGACUUAGCUCGGCGUCGGCUGACACGGAACUGCGGGGUCUACGGACUCCUUCGGCCCACGGAAUCUCGUCAGCAGCGGAGCGUGAAGGGAACGCUUCGUCUGGGGAUCCAACACACUUCGAGGCGGCAGGCGCAUGCAGAGGACUCCGAGUGUGCGCCCGAGAGAGACGGCGAGAGUGACUCACUGCGUCCGUCGAAGGAGGAAGUUGCGCGAGACGAGGCGAACUUCGUUGCGCUGAUUCACGCGUUGCAUACGACGCGUUUCUCUGAGCGUCAAAUCAACGAAAUUCUCGACAUUCUCGCCGGGCUUCUCCACCUCUCCAACGUCUCGUACCGGGAGGGUCCGCCUCUGAAGGCUGGAGACACUCACUCCCUGGCGCUGACGCCAGACAGUGAAGGCGACGACGGCCUCGAAAGUGGCGGGGAGAAGCGCGAAGACGCUGGGGAGGCGCAUUCGCAGUCAGAGGGUUUGCAUGCAGACGCGCGCGACAGCCGGGCGGGACGCGCGCUAAGAGCCGCGGCCGAGCUUUUUCAGAUCGAGGAAAACAAGAUCGAAGAAGUUCUGCGGUGGGAGGUUCUCCGUACGCGGCACGACGUCGUGCGAAAGGAACGAAGAGAGAAACAGGCGACUGCAGCCAGAGACGCGCUUGUGAAAUUCAUCUACAAAAAACUCGUCGCCUUCAUUCUCGAGGAACUGAACCGCAACGUCCGCAAGUGCGCCAAGGAAGAGACAGAUGCCGGCAGGCGUCGCGAAGGCAGUGACUCAGAAGACAGCAGCGACGAAGAAGACAGUCCGAGUAUCCCCGAAGCCUUCAUUGGAAUUUUGGAUAUCUACGGCUUCGAGUGCGUGGACGGUUCGAAUGGCUUCGACCAGUUGUGCAUCAACUACGCGAACGAGCGCCAGCAGGAAUUGUUUAUUCAGAAGGUGCUGUACGAGGAGUUGCGACUGUACGCGCGCGAAGGCAUCAUCUGCUGCAGUGACGUCGCUGUCUCCGCGCCCUCCGCCAGUCCCCUGCUCGCUGUCCCUGCCCCAAGCACUCCCCGGGGGGUCUCGACAGUCUCCCAGGGCUGCGCUGCUGCUCGUUCGCCGCGAAGAGUGACACACCCAGUGACCGGAGCCUCGAAACGCGAAGGCAUUUCGUCCAACUCGCGGUUGAUGUCUGCCUUCGUCGCGUCGCCUUCCCCGGAGCUGGGGGCAUCUCCUUUGGGCUCUACGGGCUCCGAGGGCCUUGCGGGCGCGCGAGGCUUCGACAACACUCUGCAGCUUCUCCACCUCACGGCUUCGAUGCUUCCCGACCGCUCUCUCCUUCUCGCCUAUCUCCACGAGGGGAUGUUCCGGCGCCUCGACGACAACAGUCGCCUGAAGGCGCAGGGCCAGCAGAGAACCGACGCGCACUUCUGGAGGGACUUCUUCCUUUUUUGCCGACAGCAGCAGCUCUCUCAUAUCUCUGGGAAAGCCGGAGAGAAGAGCGCAGCGGCUGCGGCCCCAAUCUUGUUCAAACUCAAGGGUGGGGCCGGCGCGGCGGCCGCCUUCGCGGCGGCGACGGCUGGAGGCGCCGAGAGAGGCAGAGAUCACUCGGGAGUCGGUGCCGAGUUCUUGAGAAGGAAGCAAGAGUACGAAGAAGCCGAGGAAGGCCUUGUCAGUGCAGGGAAGGUCCUGCCUCACCUUGCAGAUGGAUCUGCGGCCGCGAACAAACUUGAAGAAGGCAUUUUCGUCGUGCGACACUUUGCUGGUCUUGUCCAAUACCGAGUCGACGGGUGGCUAGAUCGAAACAACGACAAGGCAGAGACUUCAAUCGAGACCCUCAUCUCCUGCUCGAGCAUGCGGACUCUGAGGCGCCUGUCUCUCUCCGACGCAAACGGAGCGUCCAUCCCUGGGGCUCUCGGCGACCCGCCUGUCUCUCCCGCGGUCUUGUCGCCGCUUCACGGCCCGGCGGGGGCUGUCUCGGGGCGCGAGUCCUCCGGAGUCCAUGCGCUGGUCGGCGGGAACAAAGGUCACUUUUCUUCUCUCAGUCGCAUGUUCAUCAACGAUUUGCGGCAGCUCAUGACGCAGCUGCAAAGCAGCUCGAUGCAUCUCCACUUCAUUCGCUGCUUCGUCCCGAAUGCCAAGAUGCUUCCGCUCACCUUCGAUCGUCUUCUGCUCCUUCGACAGCUGCAACAAUCCGGAUCCAUGGCACUCGUCCAGAUUCUCCACCGGGGCUUUCCUCACCGCUUGCCACUGAAGGCGACAGCGGCCGCAUUCAAGGAGCAGCUCGCGCGUUGCGUAGAGAAAGUGAAAAGUCAAACGACAGACCCUGAGACGCAGCGGCGCCUAGCCGCCCUGGACGUCCAGCACAUUCCUGACGGAAGACUGCUGGCGGCGACGCUGUCUCAGCUGCCAGCGUGUUCUGCGGGUUCGCACUGUUGCGGUACGUCCUUGGUGUGUUUCAAGGCCCAUGCGUACCCGGCAGCAUCUGCGUUGCUGCGCAAUCCUGGGUCUCUUUUCUCCUCGCCUCCGCCUCUGCUGCAGCUCUUGUCAGAGGUGAAUCGGCGACGGUGGCGCGUGGCGGGUCUGGUGAUAUCGGGGCGAAUUCACCGCGUUCUGUUGUGGCUCCAGCGGCGCGUGCAGCUGCUCCGUCGCCUGAAGGAAGAGGCGGCACAGUUGGCUGUUCGCGUCAUUCUCUUGCGGCGCGUGAUCCUCGCACCUCUGCGCCAGAAGGUUCGGAGACGCGCGCGGCUCCGGCAAGGCUUCAAGGCGCUUCAGCAGCUCGUCCUGCGUGUAGGCCUCUCGCGGUGGAGACAGAAUUGCCGGCGGUGGGCGCAGGCCGAGGCGUCACUCGCGUCUCUCGCCGCGCGGAAGGACCUGGAGGGUCGCGCACGGCGCGAAGCCCCCGCCGCCGAGGCCAAGUCGAAGCUCAAAGGGGCAAACUGUAAACCUUUGGUGUCGGGCGAAGCGCUGGCGUUGAACGACGGCCGGAGUGCUGAGGGACGCGGACCCGCUCGGGAAGCUGCCGAACUUCUGCGGCUCUCGAAGGAGACCUGGAAGUACGCCUGGAAAGCGGAGUUGUUCAACCUCGCGGGACCGAGGAGUUUGAAGAGAAUGGGCGAAACUGCGCUCAUAUCCGAACGUUUGGUCCUCUUCAGUGGAGUCGGCUUGUUCUUGCUCGAGUUGACGCUCGUCGACAGGGGGCAGAGAGCAGGGUUCGAGCAGAAACCGGCGACGCACGGGGCAGAAGACGAGCCGGUCGCAGCGGAACUCGUGGAGACGCGGUGCUCGCGAAUCGCUACAGGCCCUGGGGGAGCGCCGUGGGUCUCUUUGCCCCCGGGUGUGGCGCAAGUCACCUCGCCGCUGCAGCCAGCUCUGUCGUGCGUAGGGCAGCAUACGCGGUACCCGGAGUUGUUCGUCGUCUCUGACUCUCGAGCACGGAUCUUUCUGCUUCCGCUGUCUUGCCUCGCCAAACCUGCUAGUUCAGACGCAGGCCUGCGAGGUGCAGAACUCGGUUUUCGGUGCGCCGGUCCCGAUGCCGCCCUUCCGUCUCUCUCGCCUUCGUCGCCUCUCGCAGGCCUCUUUGAAGGCGACCGACGCGAGACACAAAACCUUGCGCGGGGUGAGCAUGGCGAUGCGGAGUCCUCGCUGAUGUUGCUGAUGCGUCCCACAGACUCUGUGCCUCCCUCUCUCGGCCUCACGCUUCUUUCGCCUGCCUCGCCCUCUGGGGGGGCUGCGCGCGAGCGGGCAAGGGAGCCCUCGCGUCUGUCGGAUUCGUCGCUGCCUCGCCCAUCGCGUCUCGCUGGGCGAGAAGAGACGCGUAGAAAGCUGGAACCUCUUGGAGGCGGAAGAGGGUGCGGCGUCGAGCUUCCUUCAGCCUCAGGUUCGUCGCGGCUUCGCGACGGGUCUUCGAGCUCCGAAGAGUCGAGCGCUCCCUCCCUAGGUCGAUCCUCUUCCUACGGGUCGCACUCGGUCGCCUCUUCUUUCUCCUCGGCGCCAGAUCCCUCGCGAGGCCAGCCUUCGACGUCACUCCCCACCCUCACUCCCUCCGCGGCGUCGCCGUUCUCUCUCGGCGAGGGCGUGCGCCUGGGUGUGAAUGGAGUGGGGGGGCUCGAGAGCCCGACAGCGAGCGCAGGCCUAUCGCUGAGUCACGGAGCGAUCAGUCCGGCUUCCUGUGCCUCCUUCGUGAAUCCGUACCUCGCUAGGUUUCGCCGCCCCGCGCCUUUCCCGCCUUCCUUUUUCUCUCAGGCGGCGCUGACCGAGAGCGUGUGGACAGACGAUGCGACGAACCACGUACCUCGCGUCUUCUGGUCGGCCUCAUCAGCGGCGCCUCUUCUCCUCCCUGGAGGCGCGUGCCACCCGAACGCAACGGCGCCAGGCCGUUGGGUGCCUGCGGACCUUCUUCACUUGGCUGAGAGAGAGCAAGAGAAACUGGAGCGACAGCUGCGAGGUAAGAAAUCCCGACCGAGCCAGUCGAGAGACUCCGACGUCGAGGUGUCUGUACGGCCUCUGCGAGUCCACUUUGCGUCUCCGAGCUCCACACACUACGUCCUCAUUCUCUGUCACAUCUCCGUCGUCGGCGACAAGUCCGAGGUCCACGUCGGCGGCAUUCUCGCCCUAGUCCUGCUGAAUCUCCUCACGCGCCUCCCAGAGGCGUGGGUCGAAAUCGUUCCCGCUGAAAACGACGUUGGGAUCUUGGCCCAGAAACACGAAGACACCCUCCCGGACCUCCUGUACACUCCAUCGGCGACUGCCGCCUGUCAGACUGGGCAGACCGCCGCGGAAGACGAUUCCAAGAGACCCGACACAGAAAAGCGGAAAACCGAGGCGGACACGGAGAGUCACACAGGACUGGAGAGAGGCAAGCAGAAGCCGCAGACUUCAGCGCCCUUCAGCUGCUCCUACCCCCGCAUUAUUAGCACGACAACUUUUGAGCCAUUCGAAGGAGGCAGGAAAUGGAUCGUCGCUGGCCCGGGAGUCCUCGCAGUCGUUCAAGUCCUCCUGCCGCACCACUUGGUUGGGGAGGAAGUACGUGACGGAAGAGGCUCCGAAGGGGGCGCACAAGAGCGAACGAGAAUGACGAGGGAACGAGAAAUGCGCAAGAAAAGCGGUGGCUUUUUGGCAGGAACCGAACCCGUCAAAGCCGUGAUGGAAGUGCUUUGGAACGCGAAGGAGAUACAGGCCGUCGCGAACUUGUAUCCGCCUCUCUCUAUUGCCGACACGUGGAUCACCGGGUGUAUGUACACGGCGUCACCGCUGUCGUCACUGCAAGCCAUCGGACCGAGUCAUCCGUUCUUUUACUUUGCCUCGGCCUUCUCCCCGUCUGAAAGUCGCUUUUUGUCUUCGCUUCAAGAUGAUAUCCAGCAUCUCCUGCUUCUAUCCACCGCAAAGGGAGAGCUGCUUCUUCUUCGCUGGCUUGAGAAGAGGCAGGCACUGCAGUUACUGCAACGGAAACCUGUCGUACACUGUUCGUCGGAGUUUGGCGGUCAGAAACGGUUUCUUCGCCUGAGCUACAACCUAGGAGCGGACCAGCCAGCGUUCCCGGAGAAAGAGCGGGUCUUUUCUCUGCAGAAUGAUAGCGACGACAGAUGGUGGAGUCAGCGAACUGCCGGAAGGACCGUUUUAAGAGUCAGUGCUCCUCACCCUCACUUGAAGAAACAACAGAGGGACGCGGGCCGUGGCAAAUGCGACGACAUGACAGAGACUGACAGAGGAGCCCCUCUUUCCCCUGCCGGAAGAGGGACGAAAAAAUUGCCCGUCAGUACCCGCUGGUGCGAGGACGUGGCCGCAAUCGGCAUGCGCUCCGGGACGAUCUUGAGGAAGGCGCCUCUGGUUCACCUCCCCGGAGUUUCCCGCGAUACAUGCAGAGACGGGGAGAGAAAACGAUCUGGGCAUGGCGGUUCCGACCACAGAAUGGAAAGAGGAGACAGAAUGUGUGAGAAUGGGGACAGGAGCGAUGCUGAACAUCGGAGGACUGGAAGCAGGCGACAGAUAGCGAAACACCGGAAAAAUCAAGGGGAGUCGAGCUUUAGCGGGGAUGACACCGAUGCGGCCUCGCAAACGGACUACGGCUCCAGUGCGACAGAAAGCGACGAGGAAGAAAGUGAUGGCAUGCCAGAGACGCCACCAAACGGGCGCCCCCUCCGACUCCUUGCGUUCUCGCCGCUGGCUGGUGUGCAGGACACACUGGCUCUCAUCAGAAUUACGGACGCGGCGCAACCACAGCUGUCCUUGUUGGACGUGCGAAAGAGGCAUCCCGAAGCAUGGUCGCAGCUGGAAAUGUAG